ACAAGUAAUCAUCAAACAACUUCUGGAUACAAACUACAGUGAUGCUAUCAGCUGAAACUUGAAUUUAACUUGGCAACUUGACAGAAUAGGUGGCUUUCUACCUAGAUAUCUCUACCCACGACAACGAGGAUUUGUUUGAUGAACGCAAGGAGGCAAGGGGGACGGCUAGAUAGAUCACCCCACUCUAUCUCCUGAUCUGUGGAAACAAUGGCUAGCGCUGCACCUCCACCAGCCGCUGUCUCGACCGCCACUGAGAACCCCAACAGCUCGACUGCUGGGGAGGGUGGCAAUCAGGACAGCACCUUCGAAUGUAACAUCUGCCUGGACACUUCCAAGGAUGCGGUGAUCAGUCUAUGUGGGCAUCUCUUUUGUUGGCCGUGUUUACAUCAGUGGUUGGAGACCAGACCUAACAGACAGGUGUGUCCAGUGUGCAAGGCAGGCAUCAGUCAAGACAAAGUCAUCCCACUAUAUGGCAGGGGAAGCACAGGCCAGCAGGACCCACGGGAGCGAACGCCUCCUCGACCACAAGGACAGAGGCCAGAGCCUGAAAAUCGUGGUGGAUUUCAGGGGUUCGGUUUUGGAGAUGGAGGAUUCCAGAUGUCUUUUGGCAUUGGUGCCUUUCCAUUUGGAAUUUUCGCUACAGCUUUUAACAUCAACGAUGGAAGACCACCCCCAGCUGCCCCUGGGACCCCCCAGCACAUGGAUGAACAGUUCCUGUCUCAACUCUUUCUAUUUGUGGCUCUGGUGAUCAUGUUUUGGCUACUAAUCGCAUAAAUGUAUGGGCAGCCAGGACCAAGGCUCAAGUUGGACAGUUCUUAAUACUCUGUUUUCAGAUACUUGUUUGAUUUUGUCCUCUUGACUUGGCUAGCUAUUGGUUUAAUUUCAGUAAUUGAGAUUACAAACUGUGUGAUUACAUCUGUACUAUGAGUCCUACAGAAGUCUGAAAUAGUCUUAAAAUGGUCCUACCUCUUCAUUUCUAUCAAGGUUAUGUUUUUUUAAUAGACAUUAAGUGUACAUGGCUGGCAAUAUAGAACCAGAUAUUAAAAGAAAGAUGGCAAAUCAGUAAAUGUAAGGUACCAGAUAUACCCUCUGUGUUUGUAUGGAUAUAGAUUAGGAGUGGUAUGUCCUGUUUCUGAACUGAAUUUAUCAAUUCAGGAAGAGAUGUAUCAUUGGUGAUAACCUCCCGAGUGGCGCAGUGGUCUAAGGCACUGCAUCGCAGUGCUAGCUGUGCCACUAGAGAUCCUGGU
Molecule: messenger RNA, 1247 nt
Organism: Coregonus clupeaformis (lake whitefish)
Lineage: Eukaryota; Metazoa; Chordata; Actinopteri; Salmoniformes; Salmonidae
Product: E3 ubiquitin-protein ligase RNF185-like
Exons: 1
Coding region: 208-774 (188 amino acids)
Biological process (GO): ubiquitin-dependent protein catabolic process
Cellular component (GO): endoplasmic reticulum
Molecular function (GO): metal ion binding; ubiquitin-like protein conjugating enzyme binding; ubiquitin protein ligase activity
Source: RefSeq, a predicted model, not a curated record